UCUCCUCUCCUACGUGAGAAGAGGAAGGUGGUGAAGGCGCUGUGUCAACAUUUGUCAGAUAACUUUCGGUCACGUUGAGUGAUGACAUUUUUCACGUCAUAUAAAAAAAAUCGAUAUCCCCCCUGUAUGUCAUUUGUUAUACUUUGUUCCCCAUAGCUGCAUCCAUAUCUGGUGAGCACAAGGCACGUCCACAGCAUGGAUGGCUUGGUAUUAUGGUGAUGCUGUCGAGGUGCGUGGCGGCAUGUUGCAACGUAAUAGACUGCCCGGCCUUGGCGGAUGUGGUACUGCUGGUUGUGGCUCACUAUUAGCUAUCACGUCAUUGCGCGUGGUGUUCUCUUCAGAGAGUCUCUUUCAAACUCAUCCACGAGUGAAGCAACAUGGUGGUGGCCAAGGUGUGGAAUCUGGUGAGGCGACCAGAGGGGACUCCCCGGAUGGAGGACUUCGCCUUGGUGGAGGAACAGUUGCCGCCGUGUGGAGAGGGAGAUGUGCUGGUGGAGGCCGUGGCCCUAAGCGUGGACCCUUACAUGAGGUACCGCGCAAAGAUCAUCCCUCUCAAUGGGCCCAUGUUCGGAUCACAAGUCGCCAAAGUCAUUGAGAGCAAGAACCCCGAGUGGCCCGUGGGGACUCAUCUGGUUCACUACGAGGGCUGGCGCACCCACUCGCUGCUCACGGCUCAGCACAUCAAAGAGAACCAGUUUACGAUAAAGCCUAUGCCGGAAAUGGGCAAUCUUCCUUUAAGUCUGGGAAUUGGCAUUCUGGGCAUGCCAGGGAACACUGCAUAUUUUGGGCUGCUCGACAUCUGCAAUCCCAAGGCUGGGGAAACAGUGCUGGUGAACGGGGCUGCCGGCGCCGUGGGCAGUGCUGUGGUGCAGAUUGCCAAGAUUAAAGGAUGCACAGUGAUUGCCUUUGCUGGCUCUGACGAGAAGGUGGCUUGGGUUAAAGAGCUUGGUGCAGACUACGCCUUCAAUUACAAGACCACAAAUGUUAGCGAGGCACUGGGCAAGGCAGCGCCAAAGGGCAUCGACGUUUACUUUGAUAAUGUUGGUGGAAAGUUCACCGCAGAAGCCUUGCCGCACAUGGCCAACUUAGGGCGAGUGUCUGUGUGUGGCGCCAUCUCCACCUACAACGAGAAGAAAGAAGAGGCUGCGACCACUAACGGUGCUUUCAAGGAAAGCUUCCUAAUACAGAAGCAGCUGCGUGUUGAGGGAUUUCUUGUGCACCGCUGGAAUGGCCGCUGGCUGGAGGGACUCAGCCAGCUGAAGGAGUGGAUACUGCAGGGAAAACUGAAGUACAAGGAGACUGAAUUUCAUGGAUUUGACAACAUGCCAAAAGCCUUCAUUGGCUUGUUCCAUGGAGAAAACACAGGCAAGGCGGUGGUGCUGCCAUAGAGAUGCCUGGGUUGUGGAGCAGCUUAGUGAGCCAAUUGGUGCAUGCAGUCCUGCAAAGAAAUUAAUGGAGAAAUUCUUGUGUUAGUUUCCUUCAUAACUGACUGAUGGAUAUCACUGUUGUUCUGCUGGUGCUGUCCAAAUAUCAUCAUAUCUAGUUGAUUUCAUUAUAGAGUGAUUCAUAAUCUUUUUACUCCCCAUUUCAUGGAACAAAUAAGUUUUGAGUGAUAUUAAAUAUGUUUUUAGCAAAUGAUACAUAUUUAGUAACUUUUUAUGGUGACCAUCCUCAUCCAUGGUUCAGACCUGAGAAGAAAAGGUUACACUCGGCAGGGAUGCUUCAUGUAAAUUCUUGAAACACUGAAGGGUUUUUUUUUGCAUUCAUAACCUUUUAAUUAUAACUAUGAUUUUAGAAAAUAAUAAAAUGAAAAAUAGAAA
Messenger RNA from Scylla paramamosain (green mud crab), 1820 nucleotides. RefSeq names its product prostaglandin reductase 1-like. The record is from RefSeq and is a predicted model, not a curated record. Gene Ontology annotation, molecular function: 2-alkenal reductase [NAD(P)H] activity; 15-oxoprostaglandin 13-reductase [NAD(P)+] activity. The transcript is spliced from 9 exons. Gene Ontology annotation, cellular component: cytoplasm. Gene Ontology annotation, biological process: prostaglandin metabolic process. Bases 378 to 1388 code for a protein of 336 amino acids. Lineage: Eukaryota; Metazoa; Arthropoda; Malacostraca; Decapoda; Portunidae.